Molecule: messenger RNA, 1344 nt
Organism: Synchytrium microbalum
Lineage: Eukaryota; Fungi; Chytridiomycota; Chytridiomycetes; Synchytriales; Synchytriaceae
Exons: 9
Coding region: 1-1344 (447 amino acids)
Biological process (GO): fatty acid beta-oxidation using acyl-CoA dehydrogenase; fatty-acyl-CoA biosynthetic process
Cellular component (GO): mitochondrial inner membrane
Molecular function (GO): glutaryl-CoA dehydrogenase activity; fatty-acyl-CoA binding; flavin adenine dinucleotide binding
Source: RefSeq, a predicted model, not a curated record
AUGUCUGCUCUCCGAACAUCCUCCCGUCUCGUCCUGAGCACCACCUCCCUAGCUCGCUCCCAAGCAAUUCGAAAUGUCUCAUCAACCCCAUCUGCAAACGCACAGGCCGCCGUAGCUGAGAAGCCCGUCACCGCAAAGAAAUCUGCCUUUGCCAAAUUCAACUGGGAAGACCCAUUCGAUACCGAAUCGCAAUUCACGGAAGAAGAAAAAAUGAUUCGUGAUACUGCUGGCGAUUACGCACAGUCAGACCUCAUGCCCAGAAUCGUACAGGCUAAUCGUCAUGAGUCUGGUCAUGAAGCCUUCAAGACUGAAAUCUUCCCAGCAUUGGGCAAAUUGGGCUUAUUGGGUCCUCAAUUGAAGGGAUAUGGUUGUGCUGGUGUAUCGAGUGUCGCUUAUGGUCUGAUUAACAGAGAAAUGGAAAAGGUUGAUGCUUCAUACCGAUCCAUGAUGUCUGUACAAUCAUCACUUUCUAUGCCUGCCAUCUACAUGUGGGGUACCGAAGAACAAAAGAACAAAUUCCUCCCUGGCAUGGCCAAAGGUGAAAUAAUCGGCGCAUUCGGCCUCACCGAACCAAACCACGGUUCAGACCCAGGCGCAAUGGAAACCUAUGCCAAAAAAGUCCCUGGUGGGGGCUACCAGCUCUUUGGAUCCAAGACAUGGAUUACCCACGCUCCACUAGCAGACGUGCUUGUAUGCUGGGCGAAAUCACAAUGGGAUGGCAAAAUCCGUGGGUUUUUGAUUGAGGGAAACCAACGUGGAAAAGGAUUCGAUACGCCCAAGAUCCAGGGCAAGUUUGCGUUGAGAGCGUCGCCUACGGGUAUGAUGAUGAUGGACGGCGUUCACGUCCCCGAAAACAUGGUCCUUCAAGUCGAAGGCCUCAAAGGCCCCUUCUCAUGUCUCAACAAUGCCCGUAUGGGUAUCUCAUGGGGCUGUCUCGGAUCCGCCGAAUUCUGCUUCCGUCACGCCCGUGAAUACACACUAAACCGCACACAGUUCGGACAGCCUUUGGCACGAUACCAGUUGAUUCAAAAGAAGUUGUCGGAUUGUUUACAAGAGAUCAAUAUUGCAUUACAAGCUACCAUCCGUGUCGCAAGACUGAAGGACGAGGGACGUCUCGCACCUGAGAUGCUGUCGAUUAUAAAGAGAAACAAUACGCAAAAGUCGUUGGAUAUUGCGAGAGUGUGUCGGGAUAUGCUUGGAGGCAACGGUGUUGUUGACGAAUACCACAUCAUCCGUCACGUCAUGAACUUGGAGGCCGUUAAUACGUAUGAGGGAACUCAAGACGUUCACGCACUUGUCCUCGGUCGUCAAAUCACUGGUCUCAGUGCCUUUGAAGCCAAGUAA